AUGUUCUCUCGCCAGUCGUUACGUUUAUUUUCAUCGUCUGUUCAGAGAUCUGCCAAAACUAAACUUAAACAUAAAAUGUCUGCAGCACAAGCUACCAAUGCAGAGUUCUCCAGAGAGGCUCUUGAAUCUGUUCUAAAACGUCGUUUCUUCUUUGCACCAUCUUUUGAAAUCUACGGUGGUGUCUCUGGUCUUUAUGACUAUGGUCCUCCAGGUUGUGCUUUACAAGCCAAUAUUGUCGAUACAUGGAGAAAGCACUUUGUUCUUGAGGAAGACAUGCUUGAAGUUGAUUGUACCAUGCUUACCCCUCAUGAAGUUUUGAAAACAUCAGGCCAUGUUGACAAAUUUGCAGAUUGGAUGUGUAAAGAUCCAAAGUCUGGUGAGAUUUUCAGAGCAGAUCAUCUAGUCGAAGAAGUUAUUGAAGCUAGACUCAAGGGUGACAAAGAAGCUAGAGGUAUCAAAGUCGAAGAAGUCGAAGAGGAAGACGAUCAGAAGAAGAAGAGAAAGAAGAAGGUCAAGGAAAUCAAGGCCGUCAAGCUAGACGAUGAAACCGUUGCUGAAUUUGAAACUAUUCUAGCUAAAAUCGAUGGUUUCUCUGGUCCAGAAUUGGGGCAAAUCAUGAUUAAAUAUAAUAUUGGCAACCCAGUCACAGGGGAUCCAUUAGAACAACCAGUUGAAUUCAAUUUGAUGUUUGAAACUGCCAUUGGACCAUCUGGACAAUUGAAGGGUUAUCUGAGACCUGAAACUGCUCAAGGUCAAUUCUUAAAUUUCAACAAGUUAUUAGAUUUCAACAAUGAAAGAAUGCCAUUUGCUUCUGCUUCGAUUGGUAAGUCCUUCAGAAAUGAAAUUUCUCCAAGGUCCGGAUUAUUGAGAGUCAGAGAAUUUUUGAUGGCUGAGAUUGAACAUUUUGUUGAUCCUGAAAAUAAAUCCCAUGCUAAUUUUGAUUCGGUCAAGGAUUUGGAAGUUUCCCUUUUAUCAAAGGAAGUCCAACAAGCAGGUAAAACUGACAUCUUGAAGAUUACCAUCGGUGAAGCUGUCAAACAAGGCAUUAUUGACAAUGAAACUCUAGGUUACUUUGUUGGUAGAAUCUACAAGUUCUUAGUCAAAAUUGGUAUCAAUCCUGAGAAAAUGAGAUUCAGACAACACAUGUCCAACGAAAUGGCUCAUUAUGCACAAGAUUGUUGGGAUGCCGAAUUACAAACAUCCUACGGUUGGAUUGAAUGUGUUGGUUGUGCAGAUAGAUCUGCGUACGAUCUAUCUGUUCAUGCAGCAAAGACGAAAGAAAAGUUGGCGGUCAGAGAGGCUUUGAAGGAACCAAUUACCGUUGAAGAAUUUGAAUGUAAUAUCGAAAAGAAAAAGUUUGGUCCUUUAUUCAGAAAAGAUGCUCCAAAAGUGGAGGAAUGGUUAUCAUCUAGAACUCAGUGUGAUCUUGAAAACUUAGCCAAGGAAUUGGAAACCAAACUAAAGAUUACAACCAAGAUCCCAGGUAUUGAUGCAGAAAAUGUGGAAAUUCCUGGUGAACUAGUCAAGAUUGAAAAGAAGAGGAAGACAGUCCACAUCAGAGAAUAUACUCCAAAUGUUAUCGAACCAUCUUUUGGUAUUGGUAGAAUCAUUUACUCUGUUUUUGAACACUGUUUCUGGACUAGACCAGAAGAUUCAGCUAGAGCUGUUUUAUCUUUCCCACCAUUGGUUGCGCCAACUAAAGUUUUGGUCGUUCCAUUGAUGAACAAUAAGGAGUUACAGGACGCUACGAAGGAGGUCAAGUCUGUCCUUAGAAAGGCUCAAAUCCCAUUCAAGGUUGAUGAUUCUGGUGCUUCCAUCGGCAAGCGUUACGCCAGAAACGACGAGUUGGGUACUCCAUUUGGUAUUACGGUUGACUACGACACCAUUGAGGAUGGCUCUGUCACUUUGAGAGAUAGAGAUUCUACCUUGCAAGUCAGAGGUGCUCUCGCUGAUGUUGUUGCUGCUGUGCAAAAUAUCACUUACAAGGGUAUCUCCUGGGAGGAAGGUACUAAGAACUUGACCAAGUUUGAAUCUAAGAGUGACGAAUAG
Molecule: messenger RNA, 2049 nt
Organism: Pichia kudriavzevii
Lineage: Eukaryota; Fungi; Ascomycota; Pichiomycetes; Pichiales; Pichiaceae
Exons: 1
Coding region: 1-2049 (682 amino acids)
Biological process (GO): mitochondrial glycyl-tRNA aminoacylation
Cellular component (GO): mitochondrion; cytoplasm
Molecular function (GO): glycine-tRNA ligase activity; ATP binding
Source: RefSeq, a predicted model, not a curated record